GUUGACUAUGGGUGCAAGUGUAAAGUUAUUCCAAUUUUUAAAAGAUAGCUUUGGCAUGUCUCACCUUGACAGAUUUUCACAACAAAAGCAAUGUGUGUUCGCUGGUCAAAAAGUUGAUUUAUUACGCCCCCGAUGGUCCAAAUGGCACUGUUAAGGACGUCAACAUGAGAACGACGUACAGUAAGGUUUCCCGUUCUGUGAGGACGGUUCCACGUGAGUAAAGCGGGAGCUUGGAGGUUAUAAAGGAAUGUCGGCGAGGGGGAGGGGGAAACAAAAACUUCCAGAAUACAAAUGAUCCCGAUGCACCACACAUCCAAUAUCGAUCACGCACUAUACUGGGGAGGGGAGGAACGAACAGAAACAGUGAGUUAGCUGCCUAACAUCAUUUAUGGUUCAUCCCACUGAUAAACAACGAAUGGAGCUUAACAACAGUUACGAAUCUGCACCAACAUUCAAUCAGACUCAAUUCCAUGUUGGAGGGUCUUCCGACACGCUGCCAGUCCUACCAGCAUCUGCUACCAACGAACCUAGAAGAGGGGCAGCUCGCGGAGGACGACAUAUCAGUGCCAGGGGGCGACAGAGAAAUGCCAAUCGCAUGAAGCAAACGCGAGAGCUAAUCAGCAGAGAGAAGGAUAAGGUUAAAAGCCUUCUUCCCUGUCGCAAAGGUGGCAAACCCUGCGGCGGUGAACUUCGUGUCUGGACUGAAAGUAAGGGUUUUUUUACUACACAUCCAUAUUUCUUAUAAAGAUGACUGACAAACCAACGUUUUUCCAGCGGCCGAAUACAUAGAAUAUCUCGAAGCCGAAAAUUACAGGCUGAAGAGGAAGUUGGGAAACAGCCCAUCAGCACCGGUUUCACCCAGCGAUGAUUUUGGGGCUAUGGUCGCCAAUCAGCCCAUCUGGGAUAAUUUCACCUCUGCCGGUCUACCAAAGACACCUGCUCUGCACUGGAAGGAGACUACUCCCUACGAAAGAGGACCAGAGUCAAUUGACCUCGCUGGGCCAUCAAACUCGAGGGCAGGAAGUAGCAAUGUAAAUGCAGGGGCAGCUACAGUGAUGCCUGCCCAGGAUACGGAUCUGGGUUCAAACUCCCCACCUGAUCCUGUCUGGGACAUGGAGGUGCUGCUGACUGAGAGCGAAAACUACUUGGCACAGUGGAAUGCAAUGCUCGAGCAGAGCUUGUAGGCAGGUGUCCACAACCCCAAAAACUCAACCACGGAGUCGGCUUCACAGGAGCUCAAUAACAGACCCAUGGCUCGACCUAGGGGUUGAGGAUUUUUAGUGUUGCGGACAGCGGAAUGCAAGACUGUCUCGUCGCAUUUGAUUACC
Serpula lacrymans var. lacrymans S7.9 is the source of this 1328-nucleotide messenger RNA. RefSeq lists its product as uncharacterized. The transcript has a single exon. Bases 389 to 745 code for a protein of 118 amino acids. Lineage: Eukaryota; Fungi; Basidiomycota; Agaricomycetes; Boletales; Serpulaceae. The record is from RefSeq and is a predicted model, not a curated record.